AACAUAUUUCUAAUAAUUACCAAAAAUGGGCUUGUAGUUUUCCCAGUUUAAGGGGUAAUAAUACUUUGAUUAUUCCCAUUCCUAAACCAGGAGCCGACCUUGAUUUUAAAAAUAUUAGCCAGUUCACCAACAAUGCCCCUGAGGAACAGCAACAAGCACUUUGGCAAGAAGUAGCCGAAAAAUUAACCGAGGAAUUGGCAGAAAGUAAUGCCCCUCGCUGGUUAAAUACCGAAGGAACAGGUGUUCCUUAUCUACAUUUUCCCACCGAGAAAUCUGAGAUAAGGCCUUGUGUCGAGAGGUCAAGUGCCCUUACCUAUCUGCCUACUAUAACAAUUAUUAUGACUAGAACAUUAAGUAUUGCCAUUAAAGAAAAUACCUACCAAGAAUUAAAACAGAAAGUCGGACUAGGGAAAAUUAGUUCUUUUGUCAAUCAAGCAGUGGAAAAAGAAUUGUUUGAAUUAGCCCAGGAAGAAAAAAGAGGAAAAGAACAACUAAGGCAGCAACUCAUUAAAGACUACCAAGCCCAAGCCAAAAACAAAAAACUCCAAAAGGAAUUAAAAGCCAUGGAAGAAACUCAAUUUGAAGACUUAAAUAAUGAGCAAAAAAUUAGACAAAAGCAGUAA
Molecule: messenger RNA, 623 nt
Organism: Ambispora leptoticha
Lineage: Eukaryota; Fungi; Glomeromycota; Glomeromycetes; Archaeosporales; Ambisporaceae
Source: the annotation of a GenBank genome assembly